UUUAUUUAUUUUUGUUUCAAAAUAAUAAUCUUUAUUCGAAAACUUGAUUUCUUAACGUUUAAUUAUAAAAACUUCAGUAAAAUACUUGCAUAACUUGUAUAAAAAAGUGAUUGAAUUUGGACCCUCUCUCCUUGACUCCUCCUUUAUAUAAGAGUCUCUUUAUCUCUAUCUUUCUGUGAAGUUGAGCAUAUUUCUUUCCCUUUGGCUUUGGCUUUCUCUUCUCUUUUCAUAGCUAUGGUUUCUUCAGAUACUGCUAGAAACUUGGUUGGUAUUUUAGGAAACAUCUUCGCACUCUCUUUGUUCUUAUCGCCGGUGCCAACUUUUGUUCAAAUAUGGAAGAGAAAGGCAGUGGAGCAGUACUCGGCAACCCCAUACCUAGCCACCCUAGUGAACUGCAUGGCGUGGGUGUUGUAUGGGCUGCCCAUAGUGCACCCAAAUAGCUUGUUGGUUGUAACCGUAAAUGGAGCAGGAACAGUCAUUGAGUUUCUCUACAUUAUCGUUUUCAUCAUCUACUCGGACAAGAAAAAGAGGGUUAAAGUGAUACUAAUAGUGGUUGUUGAGCUUAUUUUCAUUGCUGCACUUGCAACAAUGGUGCUAAAUUUAGCCCACACUACCAAAAAGAGGUCUGCGAUUGUGGGAUUUAUCUGCAUAUUCUUUAACAUCGCCAUGUAUGCUUCGCCAUUAUCAGUCAUGAAAAUGAUCAUUACGACAAAAAGUGUGGAGUAUAUGCCAUUCUUCGUAUCCCUUACUUCCUUUAUCAAUGGUCUUGCCUGGACUUGUUAUGCUCUCAUUUCUUUUGACCCCUUCCUCUUAAUUCCAAACGGGCUGGGUUCGCUAUUUGCAUUGGCCCAACUAACACUGUACGCGGUGUUCUACAAAUCUACGAAGAGGCAAAUAGCUGCAAGGGAAGGGAAAAGCGAGCUGCCUUUAGCUCAAGUACUUGUCAACGAAGAUUCCAAGAGGGCUGCCACUGCACCUCUCAAUGGCUCUGCUUCUGAGACCAAUAGGGCAUGAGAAGCCAGUCUACUGAUACAAACAGUAGGACCAAUCGCAGUCCAAAUUUAUCUGCUAAUUAUUUGUAUCCAUGAUUUCGGAAGGUAACCUACCAAAGGGAUAAGAUUUUUUGUGGUUUUUGACCUUGUCAGUCUAUUUUGUGAUUGGUUGUCUUUUCUACAUGUAUUCUUUUUUAAAGAGACUUGUAAGCCAUAUGUCCGCGUUGUAUUCUUCGCAAUAUCAGUUUGCUUUUCGUAUGCUUUC
Manihot esculenta (cassava) is the source of this 1257-nucleotide messenger RNA. Its product is annotated as bidirectional sugar transporter SWEET4. The transcript is spliced from 5 exons. The coding region runs from base 235 to 1014 and encodes 259 amino acids. NCBI's taxonomy places the organism in Eukaryota, Viridiplantae, Streptophyta, Magnoliopsida, Malpighiales, Euphorbiaceae. Gene Ontology annotation, cellular component: membrane. Gene Ontology annotation, biological process: carbohydrate transport. The record is from RefSeq and is a predicted model, not a curated record. Gene Ontology annotation, molecular function: sugar transmembrane transporter activity.